Molecule: messenger RNA, 1134 nt
Organism: Solanum verrucosum
Lineage: Eukaryota; Viridiplantae; Streptophyta; Magnoliopsida; Solanales; Solanaceae
Product: rust resistance kinase Lr10-like
Exons: 1
Coding region: 1-1134 (377 amino acids)
Biological process (GO): protein phosphorylation
Molecular function (GO): ATP binding; protein kinase activity
Source: RefSeq, a predicted model, not a curated record
AUGGCUUCAAUUUUUUCCACAGUUGCAGUUUUCUUGGGCUGUUGUGCUGGAAUCUUGAUUUUGCUCUUGUGCUUUAGAAAAAAGACUUUCUGGUACAAGUGCCUCAUGUUUUGGGAAUCUAAAACUGAGGAUCACCGAAAUAUUGAAGCAUUUCUGAAGAACAAUGGGUCAUAUGCUCCAAAGAGAUACACCUAUUCAGAGGUCAAAGAGAUGACCACUCGGUUCAAAAACAAACUAGGCCAAGGAGGAUUCGGUAAUGUAUACAGAGGAAAUUUGCAGAAUGGGAAACAUGUGGCAGUGAAGGUCCUGAAUGAGCUAAAAGGAAGUGGUGAAGAAUUCAUUAACGAGGUGGCGAGUAUUAGCAGGACAUCACAUGUUAACAUUGUGAGCCUUGUGGGAUUUUGCUUUGAGGGUCGCAAAAGAGCUCUAAUUUAUGAAUUCAUGCCAAAUGGAUCUCUUGAAAAGUUUAUCUAUGAGGAAAGAUCCGAUGGAAUUCGCCAAUUGGAUUGGCCAAUACUAUACCAAAUUGCACUAGGCAUUGCUCGAGGAUUGGAGUACUUGCAUCGUGGUUGUACCACUCGGAUUUUGCAUUUUGAUAUAAAGCCUCAUAAUAUCCUGCUUGAUGAAGAUUUUUGUCCUAAGAUCUCUGACUUUGGACUAGCCAAAUUGUGCAUGAAAAAGGAGAGCAUUGUGUCAAUGUUAGGUGCACGAGGGACUAUCGGUUAUAUUGCUCCAGAAAUCGUUUGCAGAAACUUGGGAGGUGUCUCUCACAAGUCUGACGUCUAUAGCUACGGAAUGAUGGUCCUAGAGAUGGUAGGAGGAAGAAAAAAUGUUGAUGUUGGAGUUGAUCGUACGAGUGAAAUCUACUUUCCACAUUGGCUCUAUAGACGAAUUGAGCUAGAUGAAGAGCUCCAAUUAAUUGGGAUAAUGAAUGAAGAGGAGAAAGAAUGUGCAAGAAAGAUGGUGCUGGCGAGUUUAUGGUGCAUACAGACUGAUCCCUCAAGUCGACCAUCGAUGAGCAAGGUUGUGGAAAUGUUAGAAGGGAACCUAGACUUUCUGCAAAUUCCUCCAAAGCCUUACCUAUAUUCUUCCUCAAGAACAGAGGUAGGUUCAUCGGAAGUAGAACUGGCCUAG